Messenger RNA from Anopheles darlingi, 1456 nucleotides. Its product is annotated as sphingolipid delta(4)-desaturase DES1-like. Lineage: Eukaryota; Metazoa; Arthropoda; Insecta; Diptera; Culicidae. Gene Ontology annotation, cellular component: membrane. The record is from RefSeq and is a predicted model, not a curated record. Gene Ontology annotation, molecular function: sphingolipid delta-4 desaturase activity. Bases 31 to 1089 code for a protein of 352 amino acids. Gene Ontology annotation, biological process: ceramide biosynthetic process. The transcript has a single exon.
ACGACCACCGUUCCGAUCAUAGUCCCGAAAAUGGGACAACGUGUUUCCAGAACGGAUUUCGAGUGGGUGUACGAUGAUCAGCCGCACACUCGUCGUCGGGAGGAAAUGGUGAAGAAAUAUCCGCAGAUCAAGAAGUUGUUUGGACCGGACCCACGCUUCAAGUAUAUCGUGUCUGCCAUGGUUUUAACACAAAUCGUGAGUUUAUAUGUGAUGCAAAACCAGAGCUGGUCAAUGAUCGUAUUAGUGGCGUACUGCUUCGGUGGUGUAAUCAACCAUUCGCUGAUGCUCGCGAAUCACGAAAUAUCACACAACAUGGCGUUCGGUUACGGCAAGCCGUUAGCUAAUCGGUAUUUUGGAAUGUGGUGCAAUCUACCGAUCGGUGUGCCGAUGUCAGUGUCGUUUAAAAAGUAUCACAACCUGCACCAUCGCCACCUGGCCGACGAUGAUCUCGAUCCGGACGUACCGACACUUCUAGAGGCGAAGCUGUUCUGUACUACUUUUGGCAAGUUCAUCUGGGUUUGUCUGCAGCCGUUUUUCUACGGAUUGAGACCACUGUUCGUGAACCCACUGCCCAUGACGAGGCUGGAGAUCAUCAACACCAUCGUGCAGCUCACAUUUGAUGCUCUGGUUGUGAUUUGUUUCGGCUGGCGCAUGCUCGCCUAUCUGCUGAUCGGUUCCGUGCUGGCGAUGGGACUACACCCCGUGGCCGGUCAUUUCAUUGCCGAACAUUACAUGUUUGCGAAGGGAUUCGAAACGUACUCGUACUACGGACCGCUUAACUGGAUCACGUUUAAUGUGGGCUACCACAACGAGCAUCACGACUUUCCCGCCAUCCCCGGUAGGCUGUUGCCGGAAUUGAGAAAAAUCGCUCCUGAAUAUUAUGAAACCAUGCCACAGCACACGUCCUGGGUGCGAGUGCUGUACGACUUUAUCACCGAUCCUGCCGUCGGACCCUACGCCAGGAUCAAGCGAAAAAGUCUCGAGAAACCCAAACCAUCGCCAGCUGCAAACUCUAUCGUUUCGUCCAAUGAAUCAUGGAAAAGUAGCCCAGCAGUGGAGCCGAAAAAAAGAUUCAGCUCGACGGCAUAACGAUCUUAUCGCUCCGCUCUGUGCGUAAUCGAUAGGGUGUGUCUGAAGUGAAAAAAGUAGAAGACAUCUGUAACAAUCCAAUCACCAUAAAAAAUAUCAACGCGAUAAAAAGCGAUGAGUCGCGGAAGGUGGGUUAAAGGAAAGCGUUUGUUAGAUAACGCUAGGCUAGGAGAAUCGGCUAGAAAGGGGAGUACGUGACUAUGGUGUGAGGCAGAGAUACGCGAUAAAUAAAGGGCGAACCUGGAACCAUUCCCAAACAGUGGGUAAAACAUGCAAAAAAUGUCGAGUCCACCUUGUAUGUUUCUGAAUGAAAUAAACCGAUGAAAAUGACAAAAACCCGUUGGUUUUUUAAACACUCCCUGUUGCA